Pseudogymnoascus destructans is the source of this 522-nucleotide messenger RNA. RefSeq lists its product as uncharacterized. The transcript has 3 exons. Lineage: Eukaryota; Fungi; Ascomycota; Leotiomycetes; Thelebolales; Thelebolaceae. Gene Ontology annotation, molecular function: prenylcysteine oxidase activity. The coding region runs from base 1 to 522 and encodes 173 amino acids. Gene Ontology annotation, biological process: prenylated protein catabolic process. The record is from RefSeq and is a predicted model, not a curated record.
AUGUUUUUGCAAAUAAGGCCGAGCCUGUUGGCCUUGCCCUUUAUCGUCGGAGUGACGGCCGGCUUCUGGCCCUUCCACACCCAAGUUGAUGCUGUGGAAUCAGACGCGACGAGCGAUGUCAAGCAGAUCGCGAUUAUAGUUCUGAUAUAUGACCUUCAAUCAUAUCCCCCACCUCUUGAGGGGCGCUGGUUCUGCUGGUUCAUCCACAGCCUACACCUCCACAAGCUGGCACAAGGCAUCGAUGUGAACAUAACAGUCUUUGAGCGCUCGUCAUACGUUGGUGGCCGGUCAACAACUGUAAACGCUUACAAUGACCCGGGUCACCCUGUUGAGUUGGGCGCCUCGAUUUUCGUUUCCGUCAAUGAAAUUCUCAUGAACGCCACCAAAGAGUCUGGCCUCGAUCUUAAUCCCCUCGCCGACGAAGAACAACAUGAGACUAUUGGGAUCUGGAAUGGCGAAAAGUUCGUUUUAUUGCAGACAUCAGGAGGGUGGGAGUGGUGGAAUAAUGUCAAAAUGUUCUGA